AUGAAAGGAGUAAGGAAAAACAACCGCAGGGAACGAGACUGGAGGCGGUGUGAUCUUAGGAACACAACGCCGACGGUGGGGAUGGAGUUAAGAGCGGGAGAUUCUUUGAAUGGAGCACUGGCAUACAACUUUAAGAGGAAAUGCGUCGCGGCGGCAGCUGAGGAGCCACAACUCCCAAGUCAACGAGUCCGGAUACAGCAAGGGAGACAGUUGAGCUGA
This is a messenger RNA of Linum trigynum, 219 nucleotides long. The record is from the annotation of a GenBank genome assembly. Lineage: Eukaryota; Viridiplantae; Streptophyta; Magnoliopsida; Malpighiales; Linaceae.